GAAACUUCUUAAAAUGAAAAGCAGUAGCGCAAUAUUUUAUAUUUAGACGGCGGAAGCAGUGGAUUUUAUGAUGUUUUACCUCCUGGCUGAUAAUAAAAUGAGUUACAGGGCUUUCACAAAGUUAUUGGCACUUGGAACACAGAAAGAAUAAGAUGAGCGGAAUCGAGAGGUUCACUGGUGCUACGGGAUCACAGAGGGCGAGGAGCAGACAUGGACCAAUUACUGCACAGCGUGUGAAGAAAAGCGCCGUUUCUGGGAAGCCGGCGGUGUACAUGAGCAGAAACUGGUCCCCGACAGUCAUGCUGAGGCGACCCGUGUAGCAGAAGGUCCCGGAAAUAAGAGCUGCUAGCAGCCAGCACGGCUCGAUGGGCCUGCAAGAUUCCAGAUGCAUCGAUCGAGACGUCACAGUAGAGCCCCUGCAGCCGCUGCUCGUUCAGACAUUCUAGAACGUUGUUGCCGAAGUUUGGGAUCGCCAUCUGGAGGGACUGGGCCAUGGUGCGCCUACGGCACACCUCUGAAGCGGAAACUAUCUGGACACCUGUUUAUGUGCGUCCCACUUCACCUUGGACACAUUGAGGAAGCUUUGCUGAGUCACCGUCCCAUUCCUGUGCUUCACUGGUGGCUCCAGUUUGGACUUGUGAGAAAGGCCUUCAGUUGCAUGAAUUUUUAUCAACACUGGAGCUUCUGAGAAUCCUCUUAAAGUAAUCUGCGCUGCCAUCUGCUGCUCCACUCAUCCAUUCUGCACCACUUACCUUUCAGCAGAAGACCAGACCAUGCUGUUGUCUCCACUGGCAGAGCGGAACUGGGAGGACUUGUGUUCAAUUCUUGAAGAUGUUCUUGAGCCACAGUCACACAAGAAACUUUUUGGUCUGGAGCUGGGCUCCGGCACGGGGCAGCACGUCGUACGAUUCUCACAGAAGCUGCCCUACGUCACCUGGCAGCCUUCAGACAUCAAAGAGGAGUCACUGGAAAGCAUCAAGGCUUAUAUCAGUGCAACAAGUGCUAAGAACAUCCUUGAGCCCGUCCACCUGGAUGCCAGUGAGCCACGGGAGAAGUGGGCGGGUCUGGCCGUUUGCUCCUGUGAUGUCAUCGUUGCCAUCAACUUACUCCAAUACAGCUCAUUUCAAACAGCACAGGGAGUCUUCACCGGAGCAGGGCAGCUGCUCAGACAGGAUGGAUUUUUGAUAACAUAUGGGGUUUACGCUAUAAAUGGAACCAUAACUCCACCUUGUAAUGAAGCACUGGACGAGGAGCUGCGGCAAAUGAACCCAGAGUGGGGGCUGCCAGACAUCGACGUGCUCAGACAGUUGGCCUUCAAGAACGGGAUGCGUCUGGAAAGGAUUGUGGAGAUGGAAGAGUACUACAAAUGCCUCAUAUUCAGGAAAAUGUAACCAAAGCAAGGCAAGACUGGUGGUGACACUGAACUUUUAACUGCAGUUUCCAAGCUUGUGGUUAAGUGUGUCAGCUAAGGUAUGUUUUAAAUAAAUCUCCAAACAAAAGCCAAGCUGUGGUGGGCAAUAAGAACCAGAUAUUUAUUAAAUAUAAAUUUAAAAUUACUUUAAAGUCAGACAGAUCAGUAUGAUGAAAGAAAGCUUCACAGUUGAAGGAUGAAGAGUUACAGAAAUCAGAUACAUACAUGCUGCACCUCGUAGGAAAACACCGACAUCUCUGGAGUCAAUACAGUUGAAGGCAAACUGUUCCAGCCACGUGAAAAUAUUCUAUAACACACGCGAGAACAGGCACUUUUUAAGCUUCUUUUUGACUCUUCUCUUCUUAAAUGAUGGGCGGAUGAAUUCCAGAUUGAUCUGCCAUGUUAUCAAAUGUAAGGUUUGUUUAAAUGACUAGCUCUCUAACAGUAAGCGACACACUCCUUUCAGACCUCCAACAAAUAAAUGCUCAAACAAUGGCAAGUGAUGCUUGCUAGCAGUGUGGAACUGGAAUGUUUGACUGUGACUCCAAACAGAAGAGUGAGUUCGUGACGCUGACUUUAGGCUUUCAACUGUGCUUUUCUUCCCUCUCUUCAGCCAUCUUUCAGUCACGGUUACAACAGGCAGCAAAUGUUCAUACCAGGAAAUGAUUAAAAUUGACCAUGCUGUUCCUUUAAUUAAAAAAAUAUGUAACAUGAUGGUUUAUUUUUCACCUCAUCAAUUAUUGGUUUAAAGUAUAAUACAACUGACUAGAUCUGAUUUAAGUUAUUCAAGAAGGAAAUACUACAUACACACCGGCUGUCAAGAGGAGGGUUAUUGAGUGAGAGGGUCGUGGUUAUAUUGCUCCUCCUAGCAGCGUCGGCCCCUCGACCCCAGCCACACGUUAGGUGUCGGUGCAGCUGGCGUGAAGAGGGUUUCUGCAACAUCACCACAAUAUUCGCGCAUUGCCACAAGAUCACAGCGAGAUGGAAGGGGAGAGGUACGUCGUCCUCAGAGUCCAGAGAGAAGAGGGAGACCAGAGAGAGGGGACAGGCUGUAGUGUGUCAGACCCUGUGUGGCGGCAGCGCUCAGUCGAAGGAGAUGAGUUGGGCUUCGGCGCUGGCUGGCACGGCCUGAGGGGGCUGCUGUUGCUGCUGCGCCUGUUGCUGCUGUGGACCACCAGGAGGAGCCACCUAACAACACACACAAAAAAACAUAUUAGCAAACCUACAUGACAAAAAAAGCAGGAGGAAAUGAAAAGCCACUGACCUGUUGGUACAUGGGCUGCUGGCCGGGCAUGUACUGCUGCUGAGGAGGCAUGUUGGGGUCUUGGCCAGGCAAUGCUGAGAUCAUGUUCUGCAUGCUGUAGGGCUGGUAGCCCAUGUAUGCCAUGCCAUUGGUCGGAGCCGCCUGGGACAUCGGAGGCAAACUCUGAGCCUGGGACACCACAUUCUGCUGUCAUAUGGGGGAAGACGUGAGUUGUUGAGUUCAACAGAAGCAUAGAUGUAUAAAGUCUGAGGGUCUGAACUGAACCUGAUAUCCUUGUGUAGGCGUAGGCUGGUAGUUGGAGUAGGGUGGACUAGUGUUGGGAGGAGCCUGACCAGGAGCAGGAGGCUGCCCGUUGGUGCCUGCAGGCGGAUACAUGUAUGCAUUCACCAUGUUGGGAUCUGGAGGCAGACGGGAGAAACGGUUACUCAUAAAAGUCAAACUGCAGCUUUCCACUCUGCGCCUUAUGUGCACGUUAGUUCGCAAUGCUAAUGCUAAUCAAAACACAUAGAAAACAUGGCAUAUAUAGGACGGAGGCAAGAGACUUUCUGUUAAAGUGGCCACUUGUCGGUGUGUGUGAAUAGGUGGGAGCGCAACAAAUCUUUUACACUAUUUACAGCAGCACUGGGAGACUGUCAAACCAUGUCAUGUUUAGCUUGCUCCUACAGCCUGAAAAUCCACCUAAAAAUAUGGCGAGUCCAUGGUUUAGUACCCGAGGACCUCACCUGAGGGUGGGGCAGGCGGCAUGGCCUGGUACUGCGGGGGCGCAGUCUGACCAGGCUGGCUCAUGUAGAUGUUGUGCAUUGGGGAACCCUCGACAGAGCCUGCUGGGCUGAAGGUACCGGGGUAGCUGGGGGGGGCUCCUGGCUGAUAGACAACGCCUCCUGCUACAUUUGGGGGUAAGGACUGCAUCUGUGGGGUAGGAGGGCAGGUGAGGAAGGAGAACAUACUGCAGAGGUGUGACAGCUGGAGGCUACCUGAGCGUAGGGCAGAGAGAACGCCGGCAUCUGCGCCCUCAUCUGAAUGGUGUGCUUCUGUUGCUCGAGGCGCAUCUGCCGUUCCUUCUCCUGCUCCUGAAGACGCUGGAUAGCCAGCUGCCUCUGCAUCUCCAGGUACUCCUGCGGCGCACAAUGACUCGUUGGCAUGACAACACACAGAACACUUCCUCUGCAUUUCAAGUCAAGGUGUCAAUAUAUUGCCUGCUUUUUCUGCCUCAUGAUUUCCAAUUUCUGUGCCAGCUGGAUCUGCCGCUGCCUCUCAGCCUCCUCUGCGGCGCGACGUAGCUUCUCUCUGUGCUCGUCUCGCAGUGCGUUCAGUGCUGCCCGGGCGUCUCGGACCUGAGCCAGCUUGUCCUGCAGCCCCUCGUAAUACACUGCAACAACAAGAGCGUUGGGACACUGAACUAUAAACACGCAAACAUG
Synchiropus splendidus (mandarinfish) is the source of this 4093-nucleotide messenger RNA. Its product is annotated as methyltransferase-like 26 B. The record is from RefSeq and is a predicted model, not a curated record. NCBI's taxonomy places the organism in Eukaryota, Metazoa, Chordata, Actinopteri, Syngnathiformes, Callionymidae. The transcript has 14 exons. Bases 774 to 1391 code for a protein of 205 amino acids.